AUGGAUCUUGAUUUGAAAGGCACUCAUUUGAAGCAUGAGCUGGUCAGGUUUCAGGCAACAUGUGGCCCUUGCAAGGAGCCGGCUCUGUUGUCGGCAACCCUCCUGCAAAUCGGCGACAGAUAUGUGCAAAAGGUCCAGCCGGAUUCGCGCCUCACUCUGGAUAUUGUCCCCUCGGCGAUUGUGAGGCUUGCUGUGUAUCGAGACCAGUGGCCCGAGGACUGGAGUUCCCUCAUAAAGAAGCCCCUCAGAUCGGUGCUCGAGGUCUGUGCUCUCUCGCAGACCUGUGAUUCGGACGCUGCAGUAUUCAAUGCUUUCCUGAGGGUUCCUGUUGCAUUGGGGCCUUUGCUGUUGGGGUACUCAGGUGAGGCUGGAGUUUACUUCGAGCCCCGUGGCCAGGAAGCACGUCAGAACUCUGUGGAUUACAAUGUGUUCUGGAUGCCCAAAGCCUCUUAUCACGAUGCAUUGGUUUUCAAGCAAACGCAUGCUGAUGUUGUGGGCCUUGCUAGGGUCGGUCAGCGUUUUGGUGUUCGUUGUGCCAAGGACAACACUGAAGCUUUGCAUGCCAUCCUCAGGCCUACAACCCCGUACAUGGCCAUGGAAGGGGCCCUCACAUUUCAUGCUGGGCCGUGGCCAUACGGCACGCAAAGGGCGACGAUCGUCAAGGCAUUCAAGGAGUGGAAGUGGGAAGCCCGCCCCAUGCAACCCAUCCCACGCCCAUCUGGCUCGGGCCUGUGGUGGGCCGUGGUUGCUCGCGAGCAUCCGCCGCAGGCGAUUCUGUAUGUUCAGCAAGGCGAGGUGUUAAUCAGCGAGGUUAAGUCAAAGGCCACUCCGAAGGUCCAGGCACAGGCACCAGUUGUUGCAGCCAAGGCAGCAAUGCAGGCCUUAUCUGUGGUCCCUCCGGCAGGAGAAGACCCCCUUCAGAUCAACGACCCGUGGGCAGCAGCCCUACCUGCCAAGCUUCCCCGUCCAGUUGCUGUGCCGGCUCCGCUUCAGGUGGCCUCCUUCCUGGUUGGUGCUCUGUGGAUUUUGGGUGCCGUUGCCUAUGGCUACCCGACUGCUCCGAGUGCCACGUCUUGCCUUUUGGAUGCCAUCACUGAUAGGAUUGUGCAUCGAGGGGAGGGACCUCGGUUUAUUGCUGGGGACUUCAACCUUCAGCCACAGGCGUUGCAGCAUGCUCGUGAGUGGGCCAAUCACGGGUUCAUUGACGUGCAAGACAUCUGGCACCAACGCACUGGCUGCAUUCCAAAAGUUACGUGCAAAAAUGCCACUCGCAAAGAUUACCUCUUUGUCUCUGCCGAGCUUCUGCCUUUGCUCCAGGCAGUGGAGGUUGACCCGACCUGGUUUUGUGAUCAUUCUGCUCUCCUGGCAACCUUUCAGGUUCGUGGCUUAUCAGUGCCGAGCCCAAUCUGGCGAAUGCCACGGCAGCGAAAGUUCAGCCCACAAGUUGUUCAGGCCAUGGAGCAGGGCGGUUUCCAAACAGUGCCCGUGGUGGGCGACUCCGCGGCAGUCUACCGGAAAAUCUGGCAGGAGUUUGAGACCAGAGCUUCCCAAGCUCUCCGGGGUUGUGGCCAAGCUGCCCUCCGUCCGGCUGAGGUUGGUCGAGGCCAGACGUCGGACAUCACGAUGAUUAAGGCUUUCCAGGGGCAGGUGGCGGUUGGCCGAGCUGGUGAAGUGAAACCGGGCUUUUUUGGCAAGGACCGUCUUUAUUGUCAGUGGUUUCGGCAGCUCCGCCGACUCCAAGCCCUUGUCCAGGCGCUGGGGCGGGAGGCGACUACGGAUAAUGCAACCUUGUAUCGGGCUGGGUUGUGGCAUGCCAUUCAAAAUGCCCCGGGAUUCAAGCCCUCGUUUGUGGCCUGGUGGCCCAAGCGUGAUGUGUGCCUUCCGGAGGAUCCGGUGCAGCUUGCUUUGGGUCUUCCGGGACCAGUGGUCGCUCGACAAAUCUUUCUUUCGUUCCAGGCCAAUGUUCAGGAGUUGGAAAAGCGCCUUAGCAAGCAACGAAAGGUGGAUGCCAGGCAGAGGCGGGUGCAAUCGCCAGCACUUAUCUUCAAAGACCUUCAAAAGGCAGCGGCUCAGCCAGUGCAGACCAUUGUGCAAAGUGUCAAGGCUAAGGUGGUCGAGGUUCGUCAUGAUGAGGCGGCUCUUGUGUUGGAUAGUGCACCCCGAUGGCACGAAGGUGCAGGCUUUUUCAUCAAUGGGUUAAUGUCGGGGACAUUGUGUCCCAGCAAAGAGUUGUUGCUGAUGUUUUCAGCCUUUGGGGCUGAGUGGCUGCAGCGAUGGAUGAAGCAUGAACACAUUGAGCCUAAUCGGUGGUCCGCCAUCAUUGAUGCUUUUCCGGAGAACCCGGUGCAGCCUUAUGCCCUUGUGAGCAUAACCGUGCCUGCGUGGAGGGCAGCUAUCCAGGGAAAGCAUGCACGAUCGGCGACCGGCUUAGAUGGGGUUUCCCGGGGUGAUCUUCUGGCCCUGCCUACGGACCUCACCGAUUCUGUGAUCGGGUUGUGUGCACGGGCGGAGGGCUCUGGCGAUUGGGCCCCGCAGUUGCUUGAUGCCCGAAUCUCCGCUUUAGAAAAGGUGGUUGGGGCGGCUGAGGUUACCCAGUUUAGGCCGAUUUGUGUUCUGCCGAUGGCCUACCGCACAUGGUCGUCCAUUCGUGCAAAGGAGGCCCUACGACAUCUGUCCAAAGUGGCGCCGGCCAUCUUGUUUGGCAACUUGCCUGGCCGAUCCGCUGGUGGUGUCUGGUACGGGCUCCAGAUGGCUAUUGAGCAGGCCCAGAUUGAGGGGUUCCAGAUCCGAGGUGCAACGGGCCCGGCCCUCCCAAGUGCUACAGGCUUCCCAGAAGGUUGUGCCUUGUCAUGUGUGGCAAUGGCGAUCGUUGACUUCGCUUUGCAUGUCUUCGUAGGCAGCAGCUCGAGUCCGGACGUUCUUUCUACCUUUGUGGACGACUGGCAGUUGAUGGGCAAUGAUGGUCCUGAAGUGCAAAGGGCUUUGAAGGCGGUUGAGGAUUUUGUUCAGAGUUGGGAUUUGGCCAUGGACCCUACGAAAACAAUUCAUUGGGCGACCCACCCUGUGCAAAGACGUGAGUUGCGCCGUGGGGGUGUGCAAGUGGCCCUUUCAUGCCGCAACCUUGGUGGCAACAUGGCUUUCACUCGCCGGCGAUCGGCCUCGACCAUCUCGGAGCGCAUACAAGCCUUGGAGGGGCUGUGGCCGAAGUUGUCUGCUUCCUGUGCCCCUUUGAAACAGAAAAUCAAUGCUUUAAUGCUGGCGGCGUGGCCUCGGGCCUUGCGCGGCAUUUCUACGGUCACGUUGUGUGAUGCGGCUGUUGCUGGCCUCCGGGCCGGGGCGGCAAGAGGACUAGGGUUGGAUAGGCCGGGGCUUAAUUCUAAGGUUCUCCUUAGUCUUGUGUGCCACCCGUUGGCCGAUCCUCAGUUCUUCGCGAUCGCUUCCACCUUUAAGGAUUUGAGGGCUUUUGCUGACCCAGGCGCCUUUUCACUGUUGGUUAGCCAGGUGUUGAAAGUAGAGGGUCGUUGGACUCCGGGGCCGGCCCAAGCCUUUCUUGAAAGGUGUCAUUCUGUUGGCCUUAGUUGGGAUGUUGAGCAAGGGCUCUUGCAAGACGGGAUUUCCACCUUUGACCCAUGGAAGGUCGCCCCUCAAGAGCUAGGGCUUCGUUUGGCCUUUGCUUGGCAAGUUCGGGUGGGGCAGGAGCUCGAGGCUCGGCCCGGUUUUCAGGGGCUUUCGCGAGCUGAUCCUGGCCUUACGGCUUCUUUUCGCAAGCUAGCUAGUGAACAGCAGAGUUUGGUGUUGAUACUUGCCCAGUCUGGAGCGUUCUUUACCCAAGAUGCUCUGCACCACUUCAGCACUGAUCCCUUGGAUACUGCUACCUGUAAGUACUGUGACUUUCGUGACAGUGUAUACCAUCGGUUGUGGGAAUGUCCUGGAUUCGCGGAGUGCCGUGAGAAGCAUGCUGGAUGGGCUUUACCUGAUCCGGCGACGACACAGCCUGCCCUCGCUUUACGGGGUUGGGCGCUCAGGCCUGAGCGACAGGUUGACUUGUGGCGUGCUUUGCAUGCAAUUCCAGAUGGCACCUACGACAUGGACUGGCCAUCGAGUUUGCCAGACUCCCUGGACCUUUUCACGGACGGCUCAUGCUUCCUGCCGACCUUGCCGCAAAUUCGCUUGGCUUCAUGGGCUGUUACUUUGGCCGCUCCUGUGGGGAUCACGCCAUGGAUUUUGUGUUCAGGUCCACUCCGUGGUAUUCUACAGACUGCUUUCCGGGCUGAGAUCACUGCUGUAAUCGCGGCCCUGCGUGUGGCUCUGGUUUCCAAAAGAGUGGUUCGUAUCUGGUCGGAUUGUGCAGGCGUGGUGAAGCGACUCCGUGCAGCUGGCAAUGGGCAGCUGGUGGUUCGACGUGACCUGGCACUUCAGUCAUCCCUGGCCAAGACGAUGGCCCUCUUGCAUCAAGAUGUGGCGGAAGUGGCCAUUAAAGGCAAGGACCUGGUGGCGACUGCUGAACAACCUGAGCCUGGUGGGCAUCCGCCCACGUGGGGUAUUGAGCCGAACCCCAUGCCUAGGCAUGUUCUCAAGUACGGCCAUGCAUAUGUGAGAUCGCUUGCCACUUGGCUGAGGGAUUUGUUUACUGUCCAGGCGGGUAGACCUCAAUGGAUUUCGUUCGUGCAGCUCUACUUUGCUUUCUUCAUGGAAACUGGGCAGGCUCCUCCUGUUUAUGUGUCGAGAACGAAGUCUUGGAUGCCUUUCGCUGAAACGAAUCCCGUAACUGCUGCGGUCUCGAUGUCAGAGCGUGCUCGUUUCUUCAGACAGCAUGUUCGUGCCAUCGUUGCUGCUGUGCAUGGUAAGCUUUUUACUGGUGAAGUAAGACCGUUUUCGGCCUCUUUGGCAAUUAAGCUGCCAUGUUGUUAUGUUGCGAUUUCUGACGUCUGGCUUGAGCGAGUCGAGCAGUUCCUGCACGAGGCCCUGCCCAACGGUGUCUGUGUCCAGCGAGGCUUCGUGACGCGGAUCUACAAUCACUCCAUCCCUGGCCCUACGAUCAUCGUGAAGCCCGGUGACAGGUAUCUUGUGGUUCCCCUCUUGGUCAUACUGUCGAUCGUUAAUGAUGACGAGGCAGGUGAUGAGCAUAGUCAGCCAGUUCUGUGCCCAGCGAGCCACUACUGCCCGGAAGGCAGCUCUGAGCCUUUGCCUUGCCCGCCUGGGCACAUCUGCAAGGGCCUGGGGCUGGAGGUCUUUGUAGAUGCCUGGGGAGACGUUGUGCCCUUGGCUGCCGGGGACCUUCAUACCGUGGUGGUCUCCAAGUCAGGCGAGCUCUGGGCAGCAGGUGAUAAUCAGCUCGGCCAGUUGGGCACUGGUGGCACCGUAGGGCAACAUGCGUUCGUGCAUGUGGCAGUUGAUGGCAAAAUCAAGGCCGUGGCUGCUGGAGGGGUGCACACUGCUGCGAUCACGGAAUCUGGCGAGCUGUGGACCUGGGGGAACAGUUGGUGUGGCCAGCUCGGCGUAUCCCCCGUGACCAGUGGGUUCCACGUCCCGGUGAAGGUGAGUGUCAACGGCCAGAAGAUCGUGGCCGUUGCCGCUGGAGAAGUUCACACCGCUGCCAUCACGGACUCCGGUGAGCUGUGGACUUGGGGCCCCAAGAAGCCCGAUGAUAUGUGCCCCGGAGUUGCCUCUGUGAAUGGCCAUGUUCCGGUCAUCGUGAACGCGAGCGACCAGCAGAUCGUGGCCGUGGCUGCUGGUAGACGUCACAUCGUUGCGAUCACCGACUCUGGCGAGCUGUGGACCUGGGGCCGCAAUGGUGAUGGCCAGCUUGGCGUUGGAGACACCGUGGAUCGCCAUGCCCCGGUGAAGGUGAACGUGGACGGCCAGAAGAUCGUGGCCGUGGCUGCUGGACAUUUGCACACCGCUGCUAUCACGGACUCUGGCGAGCUGUGGGGUUGGGGCCGCAAUGAUUAUGGUCAGCUUGGCAUUGGGGACAAACAGGAUCGCCAUGCUCCGGUGAAGGUGAACGUGGACGGCCAGAAGAUCGUGGCCGUCGCUGCUAGAGGAAGGCACAGCGCUGCGAUCACUGAAGCGGGUGACCUGUGGACCUGGGGAAGACCAGCAGAGUGCCCUGACGUUGAUUCUACGAUUCGCUAUGUCCCAGUCAAGGUGAGCCUUCCGAACCGCCGGAAGAUCGUAGCCGUGGCUAUGGGACUUCGACACAUCGCUGCGAUCACGCAUUCUGGUGAACUGUGGACAUGGGGCUGCAAUUUCCAGGGCGAGCUUGGUGUUGGGGACACUGCGAAUCGCCACUCGCCAGUGAAGGUGGCAUUGCCGGCCAAGAUCGGCGAGAUGCCUGUCCCGCUGUGCUGGUCUCCGGAGGGCCUGGAGUCAAGUGCGCUUGCCGAGGCCUUCCUGGCCUCCAAAGUUCCCGUGCCCCGUGAGUGCAGUUCGUUGCGCGGCCAGCUUGCUGCUUUCCAACAGCGCCGCGUGCACGUGGGCGACCUCGGCGCUUGGGAGGCAGCACCCUGCCCAGCGGGCUCCUUCUGCCCAAGCGAGGAGGUCGGAGCCUUCGCAGCUUCGCUGGAAGACGGAGCUGUGCAGCAAUGCCCAGAAGGUUUCGUUUGCACCGUGUCAGCGAAGGCCUCAACCUGGAAGAUGUCGCGCGCGGAGUUGCAGGAGCUGCUGCAAGUGGUGGGGACUUCCCGUGGUACAGAAGUCCUCGGCAUUUGGCGUGGCGUGAUGAUCGUCUCGGUCUUGGCUGCCGGCUCUUUUCUUUUUCGCAUGCGCAUGGGAGUCACCAGGCCCACAAAGUCCCGGCUGGUGCCCGACUUCACCCGUCGGUUUUUCGACGCUUUCGGGUUCCGGCAAGACGUGACGGUGAUGGAGGAUGGCUUCCUCUACCUGAAUUUCGUAGACUUUGCGGAGCAGAUGUACGAAUUCCCGGUGACAGAGGAUCCGCGGAUGGGUAGCAGUCGGGCGGAGGAAGUUCGGGCUCCCAGCGAAAGCACGGAGAGCAGCUUCGAGUUGGCUGAGGCCCGCGACGGUCAGCCGGUUCUGUGCCCAGCGGGCCACUACUGCCCGGAAGGCAGCUCGGAGCCUUUGCCCUGUCCGUCUGGGCACAUCUGCAAGGGCCAGGACGUGGGGGCCUUGGCAAACGGAACCUGGGGAGACGUGGUGCGCUUGGCGGCAGGAGCCAGGCACACGGUGGUUGUCUCCAAGUCGGGCCAAGUCUGGGCAGCAGGCGAUGACGACUUCGGCGAGUGGGGCACGGGUGGCACUCUGAGGCAACAUGCCUUUGUGCAUGUAGCGUUUGACGGGAAGAAAAUCGUCGCCGUGGCUGCUGGAGACCACCACACCGCUGCGAUCACGGAUUCUGGCGAGCUGUGGACCUGGGGUGCCAAUGAACAUGGCCAGCUUGGUGUUGGGGACACCAAGGAUCGCCAUGCCCCGGUGACGGUGAGCGUGAACGGCCAGAAGAUAGUGGCUGCUGUGCUGCUGGAGGAUCGCCACGUCCCUGUCAAGGUGAGCGUGAACGGCCAGAAGAUCGUGGCCGUGGCUGCUGGACAUUUUCGCUCCGCUGCGAUCACGGACUCUGGCGAGCUGUGGGCCUGGGGCCUCAAUGGCAAUGGCCAGCUUGGCAUUGGUGACACCAAGGAUCGCCAUGCCCCGGUGAAGGUGAGCCUGAACGGCCAGAAGAUCGUGGCUGUAGCUGCUGGACAUAAGCACACCGCUGCCAUCACGGACUCUGGAGAGUUGUGGACGUGGAGUGACAAUGGUGAGUUCGAAGGGCCAGAAGAUUGUGGCCGUGGCUGCUGGACUUUGGCACACCGCUGCGAUCACGACUCUGGCGAGCUGUGGACCUGGGGCUGUAAUGGCGGUGGCAAGCUUGGCAUUGGGGACACGACGAAUCGCUACUCACCGGUGAAGGCGGCAUUGCCAGCCAAGAUCGGCGAGAUGCCUGUCGCACCGUGCUGGUCUCUUGGGAGCGGUGCGUCAAGUGCAGUUCACGAGGCCUUCCUGGCUGCAACGUGGGGCUCGACGAUUCCCAUGCCUCGCCAGUGCAGUGCGUUGCUGGGGCAGCUUGCUGCCUUUCAGCAGAAGUGCCACAUGCAUUUGGGCGCUUGGGAGGCAACACCGUGCCCAGCGGGCUCCUUCUGCCCAAGGGAGCAGGUGGGUACCAAGGGCUCCACGGCACCGACACCUUGCAAAGCUGGCGUUUGGUGCCCGGCAGGGAGCACAGGCCCUCCUGGCAACGAAGGUGUGCAGUCGGGUGGCAGCACAGAGAUUCUCGAACAGGUGGAAGAGACAGGCCAGAUUAAGGUCCCCUGGGUUGCGAAGCCAUUUUUCUUAGUUCCUUUCGUGCAUGCAAUCCUUCGGUUGUUUUUUUGCUGUUCAUUUGGUGUUCAGCAGGCUGAGCAGGAGAAAGCCUUGAGUUGGUUCCAUGACAAUGUCGCAUACCUGGCGCAUAAGCUGCGGCAAAAGAUCAUGAGCAUGACGCAGCAGCAUCUGCAGCAUCUGGAAGCCUCAGUACACAGCCUUGAGGCGAAAGUGCAGAUAUUGACGCCCCAAAACUACACGAAGUUGGAGGAGCAGCGAGCUGCGUCGAAGCAGCAAAUAGACCAGAUUCGAAAGGACCUCGACUCCCACAUCGCGAAGUUGGAGCAGCUGCAAUGUCUGGAGGCGAAGGUACAGACUUUGACGUCCCAAGACUACACGAGGUUGGAGGAUCAGCGGAAGCAAACAGCUUCGAAGCAACAGAUGGACCAGAUCCGAUCAGAUCUUAACUCCCUGCAGCAAGCAGCAGCACGAGAGGACAUGAAGUCUCAAGACUUCACGAAGUUGGAGGAUCAGCUGCAGCAAGCAGCAACAAAGCAAGACAUGGACAAACUUCGACAAGAGCUUGAAUCCCAAAUUGGGAAGUUGGUGCAGCAAUCAGCAUCAGAAGCGGACGUGAGCGUGUCCUUGCAAGAUCUGAAGGCCUCGGUGCAGAACGUCGAGGAGAAGCUCCCAGUUCUCAAGUCCCAAGGUUUUCUGGACACCGCCGUGGACUGUCGUGGCACAGAAGCCCUCGGCAUUUGCUGUGGCUUUACGCUCGUCUCAGCCUUCUGUUUCCUUUUUCGCAUGUGCAUGCGUGGGGGUAGCCAGGUGGCCCAGUAUGACCAUGCUGGGCGGAGAGUUCUCAAGAUUCAUUGCCCUAACCUCUCCAUCCGCGAUGUGCGCGUCCGACACUCCGGCCUCCGUGUGGAGGUAGAUCUGGGCCAGGGGGCUAUGAAGCCCCGGCUGGUGCAAGCUCGACUUCGCUCGUCGCGCUUCGAGGCCUUCGAGUUCCGGCAAGACGAGACGGUGAUGGUCGGCGGAUUCCUUUUCCUGCAUUUCGUGGAGUCUGUGGAGCGGAUGUACGACUUCGCUGUGACAGAGGAUGCGCGGAUGGAGGAAGUUCGGACUCCCAGCGAAAGCACGCGGAACAGCUUCGAGUUCGUGGCUGACGCAGCUGAGGAGGCCGUCGACGGAGCAAAUGAGUAG
Messenger RNA from Symbiodinium sp. CCMP2592, 9504 nucleotides. NCBI's taxonomy places the organism in Eukaryota, Dinophyceae, Suessiales, Symbiodiniaceae. The record is from the annotation of a GenBank genome assembly.